UCGACUUGUUUUACGAUCUUUGCUGCCAAAAAGAGAAGGGUCUCUGGAGACAAGUGUUAGGAUUAGAAAGACAACACCAGCUUCCUCUUCUCGACACGAACCUCCGUCAUGCCUCCUCAUUGCCACGUAGCAUCACUCUCUUCAAUUAUAUAUACACACUUACAAAUAUCCUCAUGUCUUUGCCUUAUCACUCACCAAAAAUCAUCAAAUAACAACUCAUUAGAGCUGUCAACAUCAGCAUAUAUCAUCCACAGAGCCAAAGGUAAUGAUGGUUGGUGCAAAUAAGAAACAACGAGCGGUCAACGCUAGUUCGAGGAAAGGCUGUAUGAGAGGAAAAGGUGGACCUGAGAACGCGUCUUGCACUUACAAAGGCGUUAGACAACGCACAUGGGGAAAAUGGGUCGCUGAGAUCCGUGAGCCUAACCGAGGAGCUCGUCUUUGGCUCGGUACUUUCGACACCUCCCGCGAGGCUGCCCUGGCUUAUGACUCCGCAGCUCGUAAGCUCUAUGGGCCCGAGGCCCACCUCAACCUUCCUGAGUCCUUAAGAAGCUACCCGGAAACAACAUCGCCUGGACCGCAAGUGUCCCAAACGCCAAGCAGCAACACGGGUGAAAAAAGUAGCGAGGAGUCGCCUAGUUCAUCCAACGAGAUGUCAUCGUGGGGAACAAGAUCGGAGAUAUCAUGGGAACAUAUGAACGUUGAUUUGCCGGUAACAGAUGAUUCUUCUAUAUGGGAAGAAGCUACAAUGUCACUAGGGUUUCCAUGGGUUCAUGAAGGAGAUGAUGAUUUUUCUCUUUUUAAUAGUUGUAUUUCCGAUGGCUAUUCUAAUUGGGAUUCCUUUCAUUCACCACUUUGAGGUUCACUAAACUCUUUUAGUCAUUAAGACUUACCAUAUACAAUAUACAUCCAAGGUAGUCAUUGUUAUUAGCAGUAAGGCCCAAGCCCAGAAGCAACAUACGAAGCCCAUGAGGAUGUUGCAGCUUGAGGACAAACCUGCAACGUUAACAAGAGGUCACGCAAGCUGCGCUUGUACGGUAAAGCAGUCAAGCAAUCUACACAACCGUUAUGCUCCCCUCUUGACUGCCAGCUGCUGAUGUCACAGCUGUCUACUAUCUAGAUCCUUCUCUAUCCUCUAUAUAUUGUCAUCGUCUGUAAACAUUAAAGCUUAAGCAAAUAAAGUUAUA
Raphanus sativus (radish) is the source of this 1184-nucleotide messenger RNA. Its product is annotated as dehydration-responsive element-binding protein 2D-like. The record is from RefSeq and is a predicted model, not a curated record. Gene Ontology annotation, molecular function: transcription cis-regulatory region binding; DNA-binding transcription factor activity. Lineage: Eukaryota; Viridiplantae; Streptophyta; Magnoliopsida; Brassicales; Brassicaceae. The transcript has a single exon. Gene Ontology annotation, biological process: response to stress; positive regulation of DNA-templated transcription. Bases 266 to 856 code for a protein of 196 amino acids. Gene Ontology annotation, cellular component: nucleus.